AUGUCCUCUCAAAAUGUUUCAAUCAAAAACAUUUCUGAGUUCGUAAUUUCAGGAUUUGACACUGUAGAGCACAAACUGCCCAUUGGAGUUGUUUUGCUGGUGGUUUAUGUGCUUACAAUGCUUGCUAACACUGCAAACAUAUGCUUUAUUGUCAUGGACAAGCGUUUGCACCAGCCCAUGUACAUUUUCCUUUGCAAUUUGUCUUUAGUGGACAUGCUGUAUAGCAGCAGUACCUAUCCUAGUAUGAUCGGCAACCUUAUCAUUGGUUAUAAAGCCAUAUCUUAUAUCCCUUGUGUUCUUCAGAUGUGUGGUUUUCAUUUAGGUGGAGUAAUGGAGAUGUUUGCUAUCGCCGUAAUGGCACUGGAUCGUUUGAUUGCCAUAAGCAAUCCUUUACGUUACCACUCCAUUUUAAACACCACCCGUACUGUUGUAAUUUCUGUUUUGCUGUGGAUGGUGGCAAGUGCUAUUUUGACCGUCAUCCCAGCUACUGUUCUUCCUCUGCCCUUCUGCUCUUCCACUAUCCAGUAUAUUUUUUGUGAGUAUGCUUCUCUUGUGAGGGCCACCUGUGUGAAUCCAAAUCCUUAUUUUAAUAUGAUAUCCACUGUGACUUUUGUACUGUUGUUUGGGACAUUCGCGUUCAUCUGCCUGUCCUAUUUAAGGAUAGUGAUCGCUGUUAUGAGAAUGACCUCAAAGGCCGACAAAAAGAAAAUGUUUCAUACGUGCUUUACUCACUUGAUAGUGAUAGUUUGUUUUUAUGCUCCGAUGUUCGUACGAAUAGUCUUGACCCGGAUUGGUGUGGUUUUAACAUUAGGGGAACGUAAUGGACUACUGCUAAUGUCCAUCAUCUGCCCUUCUCUAGUCAAUCCUUUCAUAUACUGUUUCAGAACCAAAGAAAUCAGAAACAAAAUUUUUAGAAUUGUGUCAAAAGUUGCACCUGAAUAA
Molecule: messenger RNA, 942 nt
Organism: Ctenopharyngodon idella (grass carp)
Lineage: Eukaryota; Metazoa; Chordata; Actinopteri; Cypriniformes; Xenocyprididae
Product: olfactory receptor-like protein OLF3
Exons: 1
Coding region: 1-942 (313 amino acids)
Biological process (GO): G protein-coupled receptor signaling pathway
Cellular component (GO): membrane
Molecular function (GO): G protein-coupled receptor activity; olfactory receptor activity
Source: RefSeq, a predicted model, not a curated record